Messenger RNA from Durotheca rogersii, 1863 nucleotides. Its product is annotated as DNA/RNA polymerase. Lineage: Eukaryota; Fungi; Ascomycota; Sordariomycetes; Xylariales; Xylariaceae. Gene Ontology annotation, molecular function: damaged DNA binding; DNA-directed DNA polymerase activity. The transcript has 3 exons. The record is from RefSeq and is a predicted model, not a curated record. Bases 1 to 1863 code for a protein of 620 amino acids. Gene Ontology annotation, cellular component: nucleus. Gene Ontology annotation, biological process: error-prone translesion synthesis.
AUGUCGCACAUCGAACCGGUUGUUCCCGAGACGGUCGAGUCCAAGGACGACGACCGCCAGCAAAAUACUCUGAAGUAUCAUCUUCUAGGACCAUCUCUAACCAAGGCUGGCCAAGAUUCGGUCGACCAAGUCAAGGUUUCCGAAAUCAUCUAUAACGCCUCGAAAGGCUCGAAGUACUUCAACCGCGAAGAGGUUAGAGAUAAGGUCUUGACGCAAAAGAUUGAGCAGAUACUGCAAAAGAAGCGCCACCUUGAGGUGCUUGAUCUGACGCGCGAGCUGCGAGCUGCCGAUCAAUUCAUCGCCCAGCUCGACGCCUCUCGUGAUCUGACCCAGUACCUAGUCCAUGUCGACUGCGACGCAUUCUAUGCAGCUGUUGAGCAACUCGACCGCCCUGAGCUCGAAGACCUUCCCUUUGCUGUUGGUGAUGGCGUGCUGACUACCUGCAACUAUGUCGCUCGUACGUUCGGCUGCCGGAGCGGUAUGGCCGCGUUCGUGGCGAAGAGGCUUUGCCCUAAUCUGCUCCUGAUUCCCCCCAACUUCGACAAAUACGCAGCCAAGGCUCGGGAGGUCCGGAAGGUCUUCGUCCGUUACGAUCCGAGGUUUGAGAGUGCUAGCAUCGAUGAGGCCUAUCUCAACAUCACUGAAUACUGCACUGAACGCGACAUCGCCCCUGAGCGUGCCGUGCAACAGAUGCGGGACGAGAUCUAUAGCGAGACCAAAAUCACCGUGUCCGCCGGGAUUGCGGCGAAUACCAGGCUUGCCAAGAUUUGCUCUAACAUAAACAAGCCAAAUGGGCAAUUCGCCUUAGCCAAUGACCGUAAUGCGAUCAUGGCUUUUAUGCGGAAAUUGCCGACUAGGAAGGUCAACGGAGUUGGUCGGGUGCUAGAGCGCGAGCUCCAAGAAAUAGGCAUCAAUACUUGUGGCGAUAUCAACACCCACCGUCAUUUGCUGAUGAAUAGGCGGCCACUUUUUGGCGACAAGACCUACGAAUUCUUAGUCACGUCCUAUCUAGGUCUAGGGAGAACUGAGGUACAACCGGUGGAGGAAUAUGAACGGAAGAGUGUCGGGACUGAGAACACAUUUCAAGAGACGGCCGAUCCAACUCAUCUAAGAGAAAAACUACGGCUGGCAGCCGAAGAGUUGGAGAAGGACUUACGCAGGGCGGAAUGCAAGGGCCGGACUCUCGUUUUGAAGGUGAAACUUGAUACGUUCGAAGUCCUAACGAGGCAGGUUGUCAUGCCGCGAGCCAUAUAUGCAGCGGAAGACCUGUAUAGCUGUUCAUUGCCUAUCCUCGCCAAAUUGGAACAGGACAUACCCGGCAUGAAGCUCCGGUUGAUGGGUCUCCGAUGCACCCACCUAGUCAGCACCAAGAAGCCUGACCCUCGUGCCUUUUUCGGCCCUAGACCUGUGAGGGCGGCGUCUGGCGAUAAAAUGCCAGACAACCUGUUAACAGGCCCAAUCACCCCGGGUCACACUAUUCAAGCACGAACACCAGAACGCGUCCUUGUCGAUGAUGGCCAAGAUGACGCUUCCAGUCCCAAGGUUGAGCGGUUACAGACAACAGAAAGGGAUGAUACCCCUAACACCUUUAAAGAAACGUCAGUGCAACAGCCAGCGGAGUGGUGGGACUGUCCUAUCUGCUGCCUGCCCCAGCUAACUGACGAGCGCCUCUUUAACAAUCACAUCGACACAUGCCUCUCAAGACAGACAAUCCGCGAUGCCAUCCAACGAGACUAUGCGUAUAACCCAGCCUCUCCUAGUCGUGCUGAACCACCUCCUAAGCGGUUGAAGAAUGGAGAGAGAAGAAAGGGCCGAACGGGCAGGCCGAAUGACCCUAAACAGAAAAAGCUAGCCUUCACUUAA